AUGGGGAAUGAUACCUAUAAGGCUUGCAGUUUGACCAUCGAUCCCGUAACAGAGUCAUCAGGAGGUCUUUACGAGUGCAGUGCACACUCCCUCGAUAUAGCGGCGACCACCGUGCAGCUCGUUAUAAAUGUUUGUCUAGAAGGGACAGACGACAGUCUGAGUUCACUGGUCGGGGUUCCUUCCAUAACUUUCACUGAUGUUGACACUCUGGAUACAUCAUCUGGCAUUUUUGGACGAGAUGCCACGCUGAAUCUGCUGGAUCUCUCCACCGGAGCUGUGCUUGACGAUCCCGAGUAUUGCCCCGUCUGCGUCCAGUCUGACACCACGCGGCAAUUCCAGUGCAGGAUUCAAGACGCCAAACCUGGGAUCUGGAACUUCACGUGGAUGUUUGGCAAUCAGACGAUCGCUACUAAAACCGAGGCGCGGACCGGAGCUGGGCUGGUCAACGUGAGCAGCUCGCACAUCGUGGGAAACCCUGGCAACGAGACUCGAGAACGUAACCUAACGUGCCAUGCAACGAGCAGUGAUCAGUCACUUGAUGCCACAGUGCUGAUAACAUUUUGCGCAGAGUCUGAGUACGCGAAGACAGUGCUGCGAGUUCUCGUGAGUAUUUGCGUGACUGCGACGAUUGCUACGAUCAUUACGCACAUUCUCCUCUGCAAGUAUUAUGGAUACAUCUGAAGGGAACACCGUGAGUUUAAUAGAGGGGGCGGGGCUUUUGGGGAAGUGGGCAUUACUUUUCGUAGUAUACAAAUCCUUUUGUGAGUUUUCUGUCAAAUAAUAUACGUAAUUAUUUUCACCUUUGUAGUAACCGGCAGUGCAAAACAUGUCUUUGGAAUAUCAUGACGUCUUCUGACUGAAAUUGGCUAUUUUGUAUUUCCUUAUGGCUGAUUUUGUGCAAAUAUAUGCAAAUUAAAUGUGCACUAUUUUUUUUUUUUGCGUGUAUGUGUGUGUGAAACUAAAACUAUAUGCUUGGACCCUACAGCUUUUUAUAUUAGGGCUUUGUUUACAACGCGAAAUGACUCACCUGCAAUUUUAUUUGUUUUCCAAUUGAAUAUGUUUAAUAAAGAGGCUGCUUGCACUGUGUAUUAUCUUUUACUUAAGUUCCUACACGAUAAUUUAUUUGUCAUGCUUGUAUUUUAUCCGUCCUU
Molecule: messenger RNA, 1151 nt
Organism: Patiria miniata (bat star)
Lineage: Eukaryota; Metazoa; Echinodermata; Asteroidea; Valvatida; Asterinidae
Exons: 5
Coding region: 1-681 (226 amino acids)
Source: RefSeq, a predicted model, not a curated record